AUGAAGGAGAAGACUUCCAACGUGCCCGUAUCGGACACCAUCAACCCUGAAAUCGUGCAGCUUCACAACUCGAUCCGAACGACGAACCAAAACCUCAAGAUCAUGCAGAAGGCCUCCAAGCAGGCGGCCGCCUCCUUUGAAGACUUCAAGCGGGCGGAGAUGUCGAUCGCCUCGGCCCUCGGCACCUUGGGGACCACCGAAUCGGCGCCCCUAUCCAACCUCUGCAGCGACCUCUCCGCCGUCAUCAGCCGCCUCUCUGGUCUCCUCGAUAUGAAAGCCAAGGACAUGUCCAGAGUGGAGAUCCCGAUCACCCAGUUCCAGACGACCCAGAUCAAAACGGCCAAGGACAUGAAGAACAGGUACGACAAGCUGCGAAUCCAGGUGGAGGCGACCAACAAGCAGCGCGUGGUCGAGGCCAAUCUCGACCAGGCCUUCCAGCACAUGACCGAGAGCACCGUCUACAAGCUGCGCGAGGUGGAGGCGCGCAAGCAGUUCGAAAUCGCGGACGUGUGCUGCGACAUGGUGACGGACCACAUCAAUUUCCUGUCGCGGAGCCUCACCAUUCUCAAGGAGCUCGAGCCCAAGCUCCAGCAGGCCAAGGCCGAGUCGCAGCAGCGGCGCAAGGAGUUCGAGGAUAAGUUCAAGGGGCCGCCGGUGAGCGAACCCGCUCUCACCAUCUCCACGGCCGACCGGCAGUCGCUCGGCCUUCCCCCUCUCCUCCGCUCCGGCGACAAGCCCCGCCACGUCGUCCGCAACUCCGCACCCGCUCCUGAGAGGACGAAGGUGUUCGGCACGGAGCUCUCGGCACUCCUCAAGCGCUCUCCCAAUUCUCGCUCAUCCAUUCCGCCGUUCGUCGACAAGGCCAUCUCCUACCUCGAGGCCAAAGGCACGUACCUUCUGGCGUAUUCGAUUCAAGUCAAUGUGUGUGGUCUCGGUGAGGAGGGUCUGUUCCGCAUAUCCGGCAACAAAGCGACGAUGGAUGACCUCCAGCUGAAGAUCGAUUGCGGAAUGGACUACAACUUUGAGGAAGAGGUAAACGAUCCACAUUGCGUGGCCGGACUGCUGAAACAAUACGUGCGCAAGCUCCCGGGCGGCCUCAUCUGCGGCAAGGCCCAACAGCGAUUCGUUGCCGCAGGAAGUUUGCGUGAAGAAAGCUUGAUGGCGGAUUACCUGGCGGUGAUGCUGCCGGCAAGCCUGCCACGCGAGAACUACGACCUAUUAAAGAGCCUCUUCCUGCAUUUCCACAAGGUCGUACAGCACAAGGACAUCACCAAAAUGACGGAAGCGAACAUGGCGACGGUGUGGGGACCUAACCUGUUUAUCACCGACGACCCUAUGACCAUGCAAGCGGGCAACCUGCCCGAAAUCGUUAAAGUUCUCAUCAAGAACGCACCCAUGAUAUUGGCGGACGAAAACCUUGCGCGGGCGAGUGACACGUACGAGGGCAAAGCCGGGUACGACCUGCAGCCCAGGAGCGCCGUGGAGUUGGAGCUGCGAACAGGCGACUCGCUCUUCGUAUGGCGCACAUUCUCCCCCGAGUGGGUCUACGCCGAAAACCAGGGUCCCGGCACAUCCAAUUACACGCCCGGCAAGCUGGACGCGGGCAAGACCCUGCCCACGCCCCAGACCCAGGGCACGCGCGUCCAGACGGCCGGGCCGGGCACCAGCGGCUACGUGCCGGGCAAGCUCGAUAUGGGCAAGGCCAUGCCCACGCCCCAGACCCAGGGCACCAGGGUGCAGGGCGUGGGGCCGGGCACCAGCGGUUACGUGCCAGGCGCGCUCGACAUGGGCAAGACCAUGCCCACGCCCGAGACUCAGGGCACCCGGGUGCAGGCCGCCGGACCCGGCAGCACCGGCUACGACCCGCAGAGACACGACGCAGGGAAGUACCUGCCUGCAAGCGGUGGCAACCCGGGCUUCGUGCGCGCCGGCUCCACAGCGUCUGGUCCGGGCACGCAGAACCACCAGGCACCUUCAUACACGCCCGGGUGGGCCACGAAUGUUUCCCGCCCGUGA
Molecule: messenger RNA, 2016 nt
Organism: Acanthamoeba castellanii str. Neff
Lineage: Eukaryota; Discosea; Longamoebia; Acanthamoebidae
Product: RhoGAP domain containing protein
Exons: 14
Coding region: 1-2016 (671 amino acids)
Biological process (GO): signal transduction; regulation of GTPase activity
Cellular component (GO): cytoplasm
Source: RefSeq, a predicted model, not a curated record